Leptonychotes weddellii (Weddell seal) is the source of this 1500-nucleotide messenger RNA. RefSeq names its product casein kinase II subunit alpha. The record is from RefSeq and is a predicted model, not a curated record. Gene Ontology annotation, cellular component: protein kinase CK2 complex; cytosol; nucleus. Lineage: Eukaryota; Metazoa; Chordata; Mammalia; Carnivora; Phocidae. Gene Ontology annotation, biological process: peptidyl-threonine phosphorylation; regulation of cell cycle; peptidyl-serine phosphorylation. Gene Ontology annotation, molecular function: ATP binding; protein serine/threonine kinase activity.
UUGUCUGUGUGAGGAGAGGGGAGAGCGGCCGCUGCUGCCGCUUCCACCACAGUUUAAAGAAAACAGGUCUGAAACAAGGUCUUACCCCCAGCUGCUUCUGAACACAGUGACCACCAGAUCUCCAAACAUCAAGUCCACCUUCGUUCGCCAACCUGUCUGACAUGUCGGGACCCGUGCCAAGCAGGGCCAGAGUUUACACAGAUGUUAAUACACACAGACCCCGAGAGUACUGGGAUUAUGAGUCACACGUGGUGGAGUGGGGUAAUCAAGAUGACUACCAGCUGGUUCGAAAAUUAGGCCGGGGUAAAUACAGUGAAGUAUUUGAAGCUAUCAACAUCACAAAUAAUGAAAAAGUUGUUGUUAAAAUUCUCAAGCCGGUAAAGAAGAAGAAAAUCAAGCGUGAAAUAAAGAUUUUGGAGAAUUUACGAGGCGGUCCCAAUAUCAUCACACUGGCAGACAUUGUAAAAGACCCUGUGUCACGAACCCCUGCCUUGGUUUUUGAACACGUAAACAACACAGACUUCAAGCAAUUGUACCAGACGUUAACAGACUAUGAUAUUCGAUUUUACAUGUAUGAGAUUCUGAAGGCCCUGGAUUAUUGUCACAGCAUGGGAAUUAUGCACAGAGAUGUGAAGCCCCAUAAUGUUAUGAUUGAUCAUGAGCACAGAAAGCUACGACUAAUAGACUGGGGUUUAGCUGAGUUUUACCAUCCUGGCCAAGAAUAUAAUGUCAGAGUUGCUUCCCGAUACUUCAAAGGUCCUGAGCUACUUGUAGACUAUCAGAUGUACGAUUAUAGUUUGGAUAUGUGGAGCUUGGGUUGUAUGCUGGCAAGUAUGAUCUUCCGGAAGGAGCCAUUUUUCCAUGGACAUGAUAAUUAUGAUCAGUUGGUGAGGAUAGCCAAGGUUCUGGGGACAGAAGAUUUAUAUGACUAUAUUGACAAAUACAACAUUGAAUUAGAUCCACGUUUCAACGAUAUCUUGGGCAGACACUCCCGUAAGCGAUGGGAACGCUUUGUCCACAGCGAAAACCAGCACCUUGUCAGCCCUGAGGCCUUGGAUUUCUUGGACAAGCUGCUGCGAUACGACCACCAGUCACGGCUUACCGCAAGAGAGGCCAUGGAGCACCCCUAUUUCUAUACUGUUGUGAAGGACCAGGCUCGAAUGGGCUCAUCUAGCAUGCCGGGGGGCAGUACGCCUGUGAGCAGCGCCAGUAUGAUGUCAGGGAUUUCUUCAGUGCCAACCCCUUCACCCCUUGGACCUCUGGCAGGCUCACCAGUGAUUGCUGCGGCCAACCCCCUUGGGAUGCCUGUUCCAGCUGCCGCAGGCGCUCAGCAGUAAUGGCCCCUUCUGUCUCCUGAUGCCUGAGCAGAGGUGGAGGCGUCCGCGCCCUCCUUGAUGCAGCUUGCGCCUGGCGGGGAGGGGUGAAAUACUUCAGAAGCACCGUGUCUGAACCGUUGCUUGUGGAUUUAUAGUAGUUCAGUCAUAAAGAAAAAUUAUAAUA